This is a messenger RNA of Talaromyces amestolkiae, 2424 nucleotides long. RefSeq lists its product as uncharacterized. NCBI's taxonomy places the organism in Eukaryota, Fungi, Ascomycota, Eurotiomycetes, Eurotiales, Trichocomaceae. Gene Ontology annotation, molecular function: single-stranded DNA helicase activity; ATP hydrolysis activity; ATP binding. The transcript has 4 exons. Gene Ontology annotation, biological process: DNA replication initiation; DNA strand elongation involved in DNA replication; double-strand break repair via break-induced replication. Gene Ontology annotation, cellular component: nucleus; MCM complex. The coding region runs from base 1 to 2424 and encodes 807 amino acids. The record is from RefSeq and is a predicted model, not a curated record.
AUGGCUCUUCUUCAAUAUCCUGCCCCGGUGGACUAUGCCGCCCAACGGGAGGCAUUCAAGGACUUCUUGAAAGGCUUCAAGAGCUUCGAGUCCGCAUCAGAAGCUGCUGCGACAGAGGCUAUCCAAGGACUGCGCAUUGAUGGCGACCGUACCGAUGACGAAUACGAUUUUAUGGAUGAUGUUGAGACCGAAGGAGGUGUACGUCGUGAUCCCAAGACGAAAUACAUGCGGAUACUCGAAGAUGUCGCAAACAGGGAUAGCAACAAUAUUCUGAUUGAGUUGGAUGAUCUAGCAACAUAUGAAAAAUCUCUUCCUGAAGACGCCGAUCUCAAGCUGGUAGAAUCCUGUCAAUCUAAUACCAAGCGCUACGUCGAAGUUUUCUCAGAGGCUGUGGACGCCGUCAUGCCUAAAGAGACGAAAGAAAUAUCCUUCAAAGACGACGUUAUUGAUGUCAUCAUGUCGCAACGUGACAAGCGAAACGAGACAAUGCGAAUGGCUGCUGAGGCAGAGAUGGAUGCUAGUCCGCCGCAAGCGAUUUUUCCUGCAGAAUUGACGCGGCGAUACACAUUGAACUUCAAGCCUUUGACGGUAUCUGAGUCUAGUAGUGGACAAGGAUCGAAAGCGCUGGCCGUUCGUCAUGUGCGAGGCGAGCAUCUCGGUCGUUUGAUUACUGUUCGUGGUAUCGUGACACGAGUAUCCGAUGUCAAGCCAGCUGUCAAAAUUAACGCUUAUACCUGCGAUCGAUGCGGCAGUGAAGUGUUCCAGCCUAUCACAAGCAAGUCGUUCUUGCCUAUGACUGAAUGUCCUUCCGACGACUGCGUUGCCAACAACACCAAAGGACAACUAUUCCUUUCCACUCGCGCUUCAAAAUUCGUUCCUUUCCAGGAAGUCAAGAUUCAAGAAAUGGCAGAUCAGGUUCCAGUUGGACACAUUCCCAGAACCUUGACUGUGCACUGCAAUGGCACUCUUACACGUCAACUCAAUCCCGGAGACGUUGUUGAUAUUGCCGGGAUCUUUCUCCCCACUCCUUAUACCGGAUUCAGGGCUAUCCGCGCUGGUCUGUUGACAGACACAUACCUUGAAGCGCAACACAUUACUCAACACAAGAAGACUUACGACACCAUGAUUAUGGACAAUCGUACAAUUAAGAGAAUGGAGCAGUACAGGAAUUCGGGCCAACUGUACGAAUAUCUUGCCCGCUCUAUCGCUCCCGAAAUUUACGGUCAUCUUGAUGUAAAGAAGGCCUUAUUGUUGCUUUUGAUUGGCGGUGUGAACAAGGAUAUGGCUGAUGGUAUGCACAUCCGUGGAGACAUCAACAUUUGCCUUAUGGGUGAUCCUGGUGUGGCCAAAUCUCAGUUACUCCGAUACAUCUGCAAAGUUGCCCCUCGUGGUAUCUACACUACUGGUCGCGGUAGCAGUGGUGUUGGUCUCACAGCUGCUGUUAUGCGAGACCCAGUCACCGAUGAGAUGGUGCUGGAAGGUGGUGCUCUUGUGCUUGCUGAUAAUGGUAUCUGCUGUAUCGAUGAAUUCGAUAAGAUGGAUGACUCGGACCGAACAGCCAUUCACGAGGUGAUGGAACAACAGACCAUUUCUAUCUCCAAGGCUGGCAUUACCACGACCCUCAAUGCCAGGACGUCCAUUCUGGCCGCAGCCAAUCCUCUGUAUGGUCGCUACAAUCCCCGCAUUUCCCCUGUUGAGAACAUCAACCUUCCAGCCGCUCUUCUCUCACGUUUUGACGUUAUGUUCCUUAUGCUCGACGUCCCAUCUAGGGAGGCCGACGAGGAGCUAGCUCAACACGUCACAUACGUCCACAUGCACAACAAACACCCAGAGACUGGCGAUACUGCAGUUAUCUUCAGCCCGAACGAAGUUCGUCAAUUCGUGGCGCGUGCUCGUACCUAUCGCCCAAUAGUACCCAGAGAAGUAUCGGACUACAUGGUUGGUGCCUAUGUACGAAUGCGUAAACAGCAAAAGAAGGACGAAGCAAACAAACGCCAGUUCUCACACGUCACUCCCCGUACCCUCCUCGGUGUUAUACGUAUUUCACAAGCUUUGGCGCGUUUGCGUUUCAGCGAUACUGUUGUCACCGACGACGUUGACGAGGCACUCCGACUUGUCGAGGUUAGCAAAGCCUCUCUGGAUAAUGAACAGAGCGGGGAGGGAGACCACACACCAAGCAGCAAGAUCUACAACCUUAUCCGUGGUAUGCGGGAGAGUGGUGCUGCGGCGGCUGAGGAUGGACAAGAGGGAGAGCUCAGUCUUCGCCGAGUUCGUCAGCGAGUCCUUGCCAAGGGCUUCACUGAGGACCAGCUCACGAAGACUAUCCAAGAAUACCAAGAACUGGACGUCUGGCAAAUCACCGGUAACGGCACUCGUCUGCUUUUCGUUGAACUUGAUGGCUUUGAUGACGAUAUGGAUAUCUAA